Messenger RNA from Oppiella nova, 543 nucleotides. Lineage: Eukaryota; Metazoa; Arthropoda; Arachnida; Sarcoptiformes; Oppiidae. The record is from the annotation of a GenBank genome assembly.
UGUAGUUUGUGGUGCUAUUGGCAGACCAUAUUCACGGAGAGCCCAAAUGUGCCUGAACAAACGGACUGCGAGGGUCGUCGACGUCUCGGCGAGCGGUACGCCUCUGAACACAACCUUCCGGUCCAGUGCCGGACGGGUGACCAGAUGUACCGGAUUUGCGCCAUUUGUUGGCUCAUUAAGCCGGACAGAGCCCAUCACUGCCGGAACGAAUUACCGGAAUCGGGAAAAUAUAUUAUAUUAAUGCUAUUCGCGGUGUCCUUCAUGUUUGCCAUGUCUUUGUCCGGUCUAUUGGGUUAUCACAUCAUACUUAUUAUACACAACACGUCUACAAUAGAGUCUUUCCAAAAGCCGGUAUUCCUGGCCGGGACUAACAAUAAUGGCUAUGAUCAAGGGAAUAUCGGUAAUGGCUUUACAUAUGAAGUGGGAAUCAAACUACCGGUGCAACUCUACACUCAGUCUGACCAGAUAUACAUAGGGAUUGAAACUAAUUAAGAGUUUUUUUAAAUGAAAUAAAUGGAUCUUUAUUAAUCAAAUAAAUUCGCC